Molecule: messenger RNA, 4211 nt
Organism: Manduca sexta (tobacco hornworm)
Lineage: Eukaryota; Metazoa; Arthropoda; Insecta; Lepidoptera; Sphingidae
Gene: CDase
Product: neutral ceramidase
Exons: 14
Coding region: 303-2387 (694 amino acids)
Biological process (GO): long-chain fatty acid biosynthetic process; ceramide catabolic process; sphingosine biosynthetic process
Cellular component (GO): extracellular region
Molecular function (GO): N-acylsphingosine amidohydrolase activity
Source: RefSeq, a predicted model, not a curated record
ACGUUUGAUAGAAUGGACAUAGGCUUUGAUUCAUUCAGCCAGCAAUAAACAAUUUAGUACGAUUCGUGUCGCGUGGUCGAGCGAACGCAAGUACUGCGCGUUCCCAGAUACAUAAACACGUCGUGUCCUUUUAAAUUGAAUUGACCUCUCUUCGAAUUUGUGGAUUUAAUUUGGGUUUAUGAAUGCUGUUCGAUCAGAGUCCAAAGUGAAAUAUUUGGCGGCAAAAUGUGACAGUGUUGUUUACACAUCAGUGGAAUUUAUAAUAUAAAUUUUCUCUUUUUAUUCAAAACAUAAAAUAUAAGAUGUGGUUCGCGUUGCUGCUGCUGACGUGCGCGGCCGGAGCGAGCGCGCUGCGCGUCGGAGUUGGCAUUGCGGACGUCACUGGACCUCCUGCGGAGAUCGCUUUUAUGGGUUAUGCGCAGCUGGAGCAAGUGGGCCAUGGGAUCCACCUUCGUCAGUUCUCCAGGGCGUUCGUGCUGGAAGAUGACGGCGGUAACAGCACACAGAGGCUCGUGUUCGUCUCCGUCGACGCUGCUAUGAUGGGACACGGGAUUAAAAAGGAGGUGGUAAAAAGGCUGCAGAAGCGCUACGGCGACAUCUAUGAGGACAACAACGUCAUCAUCAGCGGCACCCACACCCACUCGACUCCGGGAGGGUUCCUCAUGGACUUCCUCUUCGACCUCCCUAUCCUGGGGUUCGUUAGGGAAACGUAUAGCGCUUACAUUUUUGGAAUAUAUAAGAGUAUAGUGAUAGCGCACAGCAGGCUCGCUCCGGCGCGGAUGCUGUACGGGGAAACGGAGAUCCUCGACGCCAACAUAAACAGAUCACCCACCUCGUAUCUACGGAAUCCCCCCGAGGAAAGGGCUAAAUACAAAUACGACGUAGACAAAACUCUCUCCCAGAUUCGUUUCGUUACACCAUCAGACAAGGUGAUCGGCGUGGUGAACUGGUUCGCGGUACAUCCCACCAGCAUGAACAACACCAACCGGCUCGUCUCUUCGGACAACGUGGGGUAUGCGUCUCUGCUCAUGGAGAAGGCUCUGAAUGGAGCGAGCACGCUGCCGGGGAAGGGGACAAUAGUCUGCGCCUUCGCGUCCACCAACUUGGGCGACGUGUCCCCCAACACUCGCGGGCCUCGCUGCGAGUUCUCCGGCAAGCGCUGCGACCAGGAGAGGUUGCUGUGCAAGUUGCCCAAGGAGCGCUGCUUCGCGUCCGGACCAGGCCGAGACAUGUUCGAGAGCACCAAGAUUAUUGCCAACAAACUGUUUGAGGCUGGCAUGCAAGUGCUGAAUCAGCCGGGCGAAGACCUAACAGGACCUCUAAGUAUAGUCCAACAGUACGUGAAAAUGCCUGAACAAGAAGUAUAUCCGUUCGAUCCAGUCACAGAAGCGUUUAAUACUAGUGUAAAAGUCUCCGGGUGUCUCCCAGCCAUGGGAUACAGCUUCGCAGCGGGGACAACUGAUGGUCCAGGGGCUUUCGACUUCAAGCAAGGCACCAAGACCUCCAACCCGCUGUGGAACGCCGUCAGGGACUUUAUAGCUGAGCCCACUGAUGAAGACAUUAAGUGUCAGGCGCCUAAGCCUAUACUACUAGCUACGGGCAGGGCGAAGUUCCCUUACGAAUGGCAGCCGAAGGUGGUAUCAUGCUCAGUGGCACGCAUAGGAGGGUUGUUCAUAGCCGCCGUCCCAGGGGAGUUCACCACCAUGUCGGGCAGGAGACUGAGGAAUAUCAUCAGGAAGACUGCUCCAGAAGCCAGGAAGGUGGUACUGGCUGGACUCUCCAACAUCUACUCGGAUUAUAUAGCUUCACCUGAAGAGUAUCAGGCUCAGCGGUAUGAAGCUGCGUCUACAAUAUACGGACCUCACACCCUUGAUAUCUAUCUCAACAAAUAUGUGGAACUGACUGAGGCUUUGGUUUCGGGCACGUCACUGGACCCUGGGCCAUCGCCACCAGACCUGAGCACGCAGCUCAUCACCCUGGUGCCGCCUGUUCUGUGGGACUCAGCACCCUGGGGGAAGGAGUUUGGGGACUGCCUCCUCCAGCCGCAGAGGCAGUAUAGCUACGGGGACGUCGUUACUGCCAGCUUUGUGUCCGGUCACCCUCGCAACAGCAUCAGGCACGGCCGCUGGUACGCGACAGUGGAGAGGCUCGAGUCUGAAGAGGAUGAUGCGUGGACCGUCAUCGCCACGGACGCUGACUGGGAGACCAAGUACAUUUGGCAUCGGGACUCCAAGUUCCUCGGCACGAGUCACGCUGAGAUCGAGUGGGAGAUCCCUGUAGGCACUCCCGCGGGAACCUACAGGAUCCACCACUACGGGAACUACAAGUACGUCCUCGGUGGAAUAUAUCCUUACCAUGGAUUCACUGAUUCCUUUGAAGUUACGUAGGAUGGUGGACUGUUCAAGGCUAUUGAUGGAGGACUUGUUUAGGGUUGAAACACCCCUCUUUUUUGCGGGUAAGACCGGUUGGGGGUAAGACCGGAUCAUGGGGUAAUCCGGUCUUAUCCCAACUCACUAAUAUAUCAUUGUUUUAAUAUUACUGUUGACCUGUAAUACAAAUGUAUGUUAUAAUUCGUACACUCCACAAAAAUAGCUGAACAAAUUCAAUGAAUCAAAAUGUUUAAACUUUAUUGUUAAUUAACUUGACAGGGUUAACUUUAUUUUAAAGGACAAAUAAUACUUAGUUCGUUUAUUCCGGAAAACUCCUAUACGCAACAAAGCCGCCAGCAAAAGCUAGUAUAUGUAUAAAAAUAAUAUCGUUUAAAACGAUUUUCGGUAUAGCGUCCAGACUAGGUGGUCGCGUUAUAACCGGUUUUCAUUAUAAGGAACAUACGGUAAGGUGAAGCGAUCACGAAACUAACAUAUGUAUGCGAUAUGUUGGUUUAUACGUAUGCCGAUAUUAUACACUAUGAUAUGUCAUGAGGACAGUGGGGGAAAAUGGUCAUCCAUAUAAAAUCAUUGGUAAUUCUGUGUUUUGAGGACAGUGGGGGAAAAUGGUCACUACAUUUUUUUUCUACAUCUGUAUUUCUUAAAAUGUGAUUUAGAAUAGAAACUGUAGAUAAUUACUCUUUAGUAACAUAUUUAUAUCUAUAGAAUGAUUUUUCAUUCAGUAAAAAUUAAACAUGAAAUAUUUUAACUAUAUGUAAAAUUGUUAGAGGUGUUAUUUGAUUUGUUCAUGAUGUAUUUUAUUAACUGCCUCGGUCGCGUAGUUAUACUACAUUCGCGGUACGACAGUGCUUCGAGGUUCUGGGUUCGAAACCCGGGCCGGGCAAAGUUAUAUUGUUUUUUUCUUAGUAUCAGCCCGGAGUUUGGAUUUUGUGCCCGAUAUGGCGAUAGGCUCGCCCCCUAUCACAUCAUGGGACGGAACACACUUGGCGAAAAGUGGGUUGGUUGCGUCUCUGUAUACCCCUCGGAGAUAAAUGCGUGAUAUGUGUGUGUUUUAUUAAGCAUCGAUCGAUAUCUAUUUGACGAUCGAUAACAGCCCCAGAUCUUGUGAUGACAAUGUUAAACAUUUCAGUCGAUAUCAUGACUUAUAAUAUUGGUAAGGUUGCACUUUUAUAUAUUAUUAUGCCAAAAUUAGUGGUUAAUUAAAAAAAAAAUGAUUUCUAGGGUUGCUUGCUAUUAGGUCAAUGUAAUUUAUUACAUAGACAAAGUUCGUUAAAGCACUAUGGGGUAGACAAGUUAUUUAAAAUGUUAAAAAUAUACAGUAUCCUUGUGGUCUUUGUUAAAUUCUGAGAAAACUGUUUUUGAUCAUCAAAUUCCUGGCAAUUUUUGGAAUUUAAUACAAAUGGCAACCCUAAGUAAGAUAAAUGUAAAUUUUGUGCUAUUCUUUUAACUAGUCGCUUAGUUUAACAUAAUAUUUUGUAGUUAUAUUUAUUAGCCUCGCCGAAUCCUUAUGUGGGUUGCAGAUCCAAAAUUAGACCAAGUUAAUAAAUCAAAAAAAAAUCAAAAAUGUGCAUUGAAUGACAUUCAUAGUUCUUUAAAGAAUAUUACAGAAGAUUGUAGUCUUGUAAAGUCUAAAACCAAUAAUAUUGAACAAGCUUUAAUUACGGAGGAAGGGGGGGGGGGCAAACUACGUUUAAUAAACUGUAAAGUAUAUAUAAUUUUAUUAGCUCUGUGAGCAAAGCUAAAAGAAUUUAGCUUGAUUUUUGGUCUGUAACCUGCUAUAUAGUAACUAAUAAUGUAUGCCAGAGGAUGGUGAAGUCUUCAAAA